Messenger RNA from Closterium sp. NIES-67, 1847 nucleotides. Lineage: Eukaryota; Viridiplantae; Streptophyta; Zygnematophyceae; Desmidiales; Closteriaceae. The record is from the annotation of a GenBank genome assembly.
CCUUAUCGUCCACCCCACUCUUUCUCCACAUUUCCGCCUUUGAUUUAGCGCCCGUAGUAUUUAGGCAUAAAUCUCCAGCCGUUCUCACCGUGGCUGGUCAGGAACCCCUGCUUUAGAGCUUAUUAUUUCCAAGACUUACCUUGGGGUAUUCUGUCCUUCAGUCUUUCCGCAAUGGCUCCUCCUCGCUCGCUGCAGCCCCUCCUGCAUGUCUUGGUGCUGCUGCUCGUCGCCGCAAGCAUCGGCGCCGCUAACGCGCAAUACGCAUCGCGUUCGCGCCGCGGCCUGUGGGCCCGCGCGCGUAAGCUAUUCGAGUUCCCGGCGCUGCACAGGUCGCAGCUGACCAAGGUUGGCUUCACCUACGAAAUCGCUAGACAGCCUGCGAAAACGGAAGAAGCUCCUAAAGACGGGGCCACGGACCCCGCCAACUCUGUCGCCUCCUCCACUCCGCCUGCCACCUCCUCCUCUUCCUCCUCCUCUGGCGCUUCAUCCUCGGCCGGCCCUUCCCGCCCUGCGGGGAGCUCAGCGGACGGAUUCUCCUCGGGCGGCUCUUCGUCUGGUAACUUCGGUUCGUCCGGUAACCCGCUUUUCCCCGGUGCCGCCACAUCGGAGACCACCAACGGCGCGAACCCCACUCCGAGCAAGCCCAACACCCCCUCGCAGCAAUCCGGCACCGCCGCUGAAGCCGCUAUUUCAGCCACCGUGCUGCAAGCUGCCGCGCCGUCGGCGCCUCCCCCGCCCCCGCCUCCCCCCGAAGGCCCGUGCCCGCCGCUGCCCACGAUGUGCGACUUCUACUUCCAGGGCAGCUCCUCCUCGCUCCCGGUCUUUAACGUUUCCGACGGCGCCGGCGACACGCGCCUCGGCGGGGCCAUCGAGGCGUCCGUUCGCGGCGCGACGGUGGAUGUGAUUGCGGCGAACAGCGAAGGUGCGGACUACGUCUGCCAGGACGGCGUCAACGUGUGGAGCGCGCCGCCCGCGGACUCCGGUAACUCCAGCGUCACGAUUAUCCCUGGGCUGCCGGCGGCCGACAACUCGACGACAAUCCUGGGGACGGACAACCAGUUCUACGCGACGCAAGACGGCAUCCAGUCGCGCACGUUCCAACCGGCGACCGGCGGCGUGGCGCCGUACCGCGGCAAGUACGUGCGCGUGAACCUGACGUCGAUCGAGAUCAGCGUGUACAACAUGGUGUCCAACGUCAACAAGGGGCAGAACUACUCCUACUUCCCCGAGGAACGCCGCUGCGUCGUCUUCCAAAUCGCCUAGACGACCCGCCGGUCCUCCGGCCGGCGACGAUUUCACGUCUGCUACUCGGUGCAGGACAAGCUCUCUCAAGGCCCCUCGCUUCCAGUGCUCUCUCCCCUGGCACCUCGUCCAAGGACAGUGAUCCACCAUCAACAGCAACGCUACCGCCAUGAUCAUUAUCUUCGUUGGCAUCAUCCAUCAUAACCAUCGCCUCCAGUUCCGGCACUGGGGUCAGCUCAGCUCCCUCCCUCCCCUUCGUUUGGACUUGUUGCGCAAACGGCUUGUUUGCUGGAAGGUGUCCCUUCCGCUGCAGCGUUGCCCGUUGUGUUGUGUGGUAUUAGGGGCCGACUUGGCAGGGAUUAGUAGGGGAGGAAUUAGGGUGAAGGAAUAAGUUGGGUAUCUAUGUCUGUCCUUGUGCUGCGCUGUGAUUGGAGUAGGGGGUCUCUCUUGUGACAACUUGAGGAAGGGGUUGUAGUGUUUGGCUAAUCACGUAGGAUGUUCUUUUCUAAUUGGUAUUGGAUGAGUAAUAUUGGUAGACACCAGGUUGAGAAGCCGGUUCCACACUUAGAAAGAUUACCAAGGUAUAAUACACGUCCACUUUAAUA